This is a messenger RNA of Chiloscyllium plagiosum (whitespotted bambooshark), 675 nucleotides long. Lineage: Eukaryota; Metazoa; Chordata; Chondrichthyes; Orectolobiformes; Hemiscylliidae. The record is from RefSeq and is a predicted model, not a curated record.
AUUGGAGUGCUGCAGUAUGCAGAGACAGUGGUUCAUGAGUUCAGUCUGGGCGAACACAAGACUGCACGGGAAGUGGUGGAGGCUGCCAGAAAUAUCAGUCGCCAGGGCGGCCGGGAGACCAAGACAGCAAUGGCAGUGAAAGUGGCCUGCUCUGAGGCCUUCAGUCCAGAACGUGGUGGGCGAGAAGGAGCUACAAAAGUUAUGGUCGUUGUGACAGAUGGAGAAUCUCACGAUGGCGUGGAGCUUCGUGACGCACUUGCUGAGUGUGAGAAGCGUAACAUCAGUCGCUAUGCCAUUGCAGUUCUGGGUCAUUACAUCCGGAGACGCAAAGACACAGAGACCUUUAUAAAGGAGAUCAAAUUUAUCGCCAGUGACCCUGACGAGAAACAUUUCUUCAAUGUAAGCGAUGAGGCAGCACUAAACGAUAUCGUGGAUGCUUUGGGAGACAGGAUAUUUGGGUUAGAAGGAACAAUUCAGCAAAAUGAAAGCUCGUUUGAGCUGGAAAUGUCACAGGCAGGAUUUUCAGCCCAUGUUCUGGAGGUAAGCAAUGAGUUUGACGUCUGCUAUAGCCGUUGUAUUGGUGAUGAGAAGGAACAGGAGAUAUUCCCCAAUUCCAAACUGUUCCAGUACAGUUACAACACUUGCAUCUACUCGAAAAUAUGGAAGAUUGCCCAG